This is a messenger RNA of Glycine soja, 1142 nucleotides long. RefSeq lists its product as uncharacterized. NCBI's taxonomy places the organism in Eukaryota, Viridiplantae, Streptophyta, Magnoliopsida, Fabales, Fabaceae. The transcript has a single exon. The record is from RefSeq and is a predicted model, not a curated record. The coding region runs from base 237 to 905 and encodes 222 amino acids.
UCGAAACCGAAAAGGGAAUUCCAUCCAUCAUUCAAAAGAAAAAAAGCUAAAGAAUCUUUCAUGGCUCCUCUCCUUCUAUCAUCUGUAUAAAGAAAAAUCUUCACUAAGGUCUUUUCAUUCAUAUCCAAUCCAACUACAACAUCGAUCACAUUGACACAGCAGCAGUUACAUUCUGCUGUGUCCCUUAUCAGCACCAAAGUACACAGCAUAAAAUCUAUCUUAUUUUCAUACCAUCAAUGCUGCUAGGAAGCUCCAUUUCCAACACCACCAAGAAGUUCUUUCAAAGGACUCUUGAGAACUACAAGUCUUGUUUCUCUCCUGGUUACCAAAAGCUUCCCAAAACACCUCAACAUAAUCAAUUCUCUUCUUCUGUGGCUGCGCCAUGUGUCUUGGACGACAUGGACAUUAAUAACAACCCAAGUUACAAGGAAUUGGAGAAGUUCUACAGUGACUUCACAGGGCAAUGGGAUUCAGUAAAGGAAAAGGGAAGGCCAAGAAGAAGCAAGAACAAAGGCCAAGAGGUACGUAACGAAAGCUUCGUUAGCUUAAACAAUGCAAGAAGCCAUGAUCAGAUUGAGAAAAGUGAGGAAUGUGACAAGAACAAGAACAACAUUGGCCUAACCCAUCAUAGCGAGAAACAGAAAUUGAAUUAUAUGAAGGAUAGGAAGGGAAAUGGAAAUCGCAUGGUAGAAAAGAAGCUUAGAGAAUUGGAGAUGUUGGACAUGAGCGAUGUGGAUUAUGUACUGGACAUUGAAGAGGUUCUUCAUUACUACUCUCGACUCACUUGCCCGGUGUAUCUUCAAAUUGUGGAUAAAUUCUUCAUGGAAAUGUGCUCUGAGUUCUUUGGUGCUCCUUUGAGGCCUGUUGUUACACCUCGUACUCCUAGUAUUAAAGUGAGGUCUUAGUCUUAUAUAGGCUUGCCUUUGUCUUGUUCUUGCAAUGUUUCUGUCCAUGGAUGGUGAUGGAUGUUUCGGUGUUUUUCUAAAAUUUAAAUUCGUUGUUGUUCAAUAAUUAUAUAAUUCGUUGAUCAAUCGUCAAAGGAUCCAUAUGAUAUGCACUUAGAUGUUAAAAUUCAGAAUGCAUUUUGUUUGAGAAAUUGCUGUACGUAUUUCUUAAAGUGAAAUAUUGAAGACUUUUUAUUA